Molecule: messenger RNA, 3530 nt
Organism: Solea solea (common sole)
Lineage: Eukaryota; Metazoa; Chordata; Actinopteri; Pleuronectiformes; Soleidae
Product: sodium- and chloride-dependent GABA transporter 1-like
Exons: 15
Coding region: 1263-3056 (597 amino acids)
Biological process (GO): neurotransmitter transport; sodium ion transmembrane transport
Cellular component (GO): plasma membrane
Molecular function (GO): gamma-aminobutyric acid:sodium:chloride symporter activity
Source: RefSeq, a predicted model, not a curated record
UACACUAUUUAACAUGUUGAUAGGACACUUGCAGCUCAGUUAGGAACCAAACUUUUCCCAAAGGUCCUCAGAGAAAACAAAUAUGAUGAAAACCACCUCUGACAACUCCGGCCCAGUGCAGCUACAACUACCGGGCUCCACGUGGACAAUAGACCUCACCGGAGAUUGUACUAAAUCUCACCUGUAGGUGUAAUUAAGCCUCUAAUAUGAUUUAAUCUCUGGGGUUUGGAAACCUCAUACGUUCUAUCUGUGCUGCCUAUCAGCAAGCGGAUGGGACUUUAAACACUGAGCGAGCGCGGCGUUCAGGGAAUGUUCAUUAUUUUUGUUUCUAAUUGGCUGCUGAUAGAAUAAUCCGCAGCAGGUAUUAGUGUUCGGAGGUUGUACCUGCCACGAGGAACACAGAGGCCUUUGUGUCUCAUAUCGAAUCAGAGGAGGCCUUUGGUGUCACUCACAAACAGUUUAAUAAAGCGUGCGCACGACCUUCGAAACCAUGUGUCCUUCCAGUCGUCGGAGCUGGGUCACUGUGGAUGAGAAUUGGGUCACUUUCAGUGUUGACUUUGACGCGGCCGAGUCUCUGCCAGCAGCCAAUGCCCGUUUUCAUUUUUCCAAAACUCCACGAGCUCUUUCACUCGUUCGGGCCCUUCUCUAUUGGGAAACACCAUGGUAACAGUUCUGGCAAGAGCUGACGCACACACACACACACACACACACACACACACACACACACACACUGCUGCUGCUGCUGCUGUACGUACAGUUCUGCACCAGAAUUGGACGAUUGACAAACUGUGUCCUCCACGGCCUCGGGGGCUUCACCAGUUAGAAUUGAGCUCUAUUCCAAAACACGGACACACGGGUCGAACUUUAUUACCAAGCCACUCGAUACCAGCCACAGGAAGAGCCACGGCUCCUCCGAAACACAACGCACAGCCAGAGAGUUGCGGGAGCUGAGGAGUACCGUGGCUUCUUCUGGCUCUGGAUAUUUGGCUUUGAGCAUUUUUAGGGUUGCUUGUUCCUUCAUCCGGCUGCUGAAUUGAGACUUAAGGGCGUUUUGUGAUGAAUUGAUGAAGCAGAUGACCCGACGAAGGACUUUGAAAAGUGUCAGUCCCCAUGUGUCCAUCAUUCUGACUCCAUCCAGCCAGGAUCCAAACCCAGUGUGAGAAACAGAAGACAUCUGUCAGAGACUGUGUGAGGACAGUGAGUGAUUGACUUCCAUCGCCAUCCUCGUUUGUCCGUCUGUGGUGGUUUGUAGUUUUCUCACCAUGGGGAAAACGGGGCAGAGCGCACUGGCCUUAAACUCCUCGACAGAGGUCAAGCAAGCGGUUCCCUUUGAGGAACUGGACCCUGUGGCUCCCCCUGCAGACACAAACAAGAACAAAGAGGAGCUGCCUGACAGAGGAAGCUGGAAGGGGAAGUUUGACUUUCUGCUGUCGUGUGUGGGAUACGCCAUCGGCCUGGGAAACGUGUGGAGAUUUCCUUAUCUUUGUGGCAAGAACGGAGGAGGUGCCUUCCUCAUCCCGUACUUUUUGACUCUGGUGUUUGCCGGGAUUCCGCUCUUUUUCCUGGAGACGUCUCUGGGACAGUUCACGUCAGUGGGAGGGCUCGGCGUGUGGAAACUCCUCCCCAUGAUGAAAGGUGUCGGUCUGGCUUCAGUCGUUCUGUCCUUCUGGCUCAAUAUCUACUACAUCAUCAUCAUUGCCUGGGCUCUCUACUACUUAUUCAACUCCUUUGGUUCGGAGCUGCCAUGGCAAAGCUGUGAUAACCCGUGGAACACAGAGAAUUGUUUUUCCAACUACAGCCUGACAGACACCACCAACCUGACGAGCGCCGUCACUGAGUUCUGGGAGCGUAACAUGCAUCAGCUCUCCGGUGGUCUGGAUGAACCAGGAGAGCUACGUUGGCCCCUGGUCGGCACUCUGGCCCUGGCGUGGGUCCUUGUCUACUUCUCGAUAUGGAAAGGAGUGGAGUGGACGGGGAAGGUGGUGUAUUUCUCCGCCACCUAUCCCUACUUCAUGCUGUUCAUCCUGUUCUUCCGAGGGGUCACGCUACCUGGAGCCAUAGACGGGAUCCUCUUCUACAUCACUCCAGACUUUACCAAACUCACGCGGUCUGAGGUGUGGCUCGAUGCAGCCACUCAGAUCUUCUUCUCCUACGGUCUGGGCCUGGGUUCCCUCAUCGCACUGGGAAGCUACAACUCAUACAACAAUGACGUCUACAAAGACUCCAUCAUCGUGUGCUGCAUCAACUCCUGUACGAGCAUGUUUGCCGGCUUUGUCAUCUUCUCCAUCGUGGGCUUCAUGUCCUACAUCACUAAGAAACCUGUGCAGGAAUUAGCAGCAUCAGGUCCAGGUCUGGCUUUCUUGGCUUAUCCUCAGGCCGUCACUCAGCUGCCCAUGUCCUCCCUGUGGGCCAUUCUCUUCUUCUCCAUGCUCAUGAUGCUGGGUCUGGACAGUCAGUUCUGCACGGUGGAAGGCUUCAUCACGGCUCUGAUGGAUGAAUAUCCCCUGGUGCUGAGGAAGAGGAAGAAGGUCUUCAUCCUGAUCGUCUGCCUCAUCUCCUUCAUCAUCGGCUUCUCCAUCAUCACCCAGGGCGGCCUGUACGUGUUCAAACUGUUUGAUUACUACUCAGCCAGCGGGAUGUGCCUCCUCUUCCUUGUCUUCUUCGAAACCGUCUCGAUAUCUUGGUUUUAUGGAGCUGAAAGGUUUUAUAAGGACAUUGAGGACAUGAUCGGCUAUCGGCCGUGUGGCUGGUGGAAGCUCUGCUGGAUGUUCUUCACACCGCUCAUCUGCCUGGGGGUGUUUACCUUCAGUGCCAUUGAGAUGACUCCUUUGACUCUUGGGAAGUAUGUUUACCCACUGUGGGGCCAAGUGAUUGGCUGGUUCAUGGCUUUGUCGUCUAUGAUACUGAUCCCGGGCUACGUCGUCUACAUGUUCUGCAGGACCAAAGGCAGCAUCAAACAGCGCUGGCAGAAGAUGACAACAUCCCAGGAGGAUGUAAAGCCAUCGGGGCGUGAAGAAUUUACACACACAGGGAGCGUGGGAGAAGCUCCAGUCUAGCCAGGAUUGUUCAGCUCAAAAUAUCCCCACAGCCAUUUUUUACCCUCGUCAAACUGACUGCGGUCGACUCUUUGCUGCCAGUCGAGCAGACGCCGUCUGUUUUUAGGAUGAUGUUUCCACCCCUUCAUCGUACUGUACGUUGUGCCAAAAAUUAUAUUAUAUAUAAUAUACGUAUAUAUUAAUUAAACAUGAAAUAUUUGAUUAUGGCUGUAAAUCUUUGUACAUUUUCUUCACCAUGCGACAAAAAUCAAUUUCUUACUUAGCACAAAUGUAAUGAAUGUUGUUGCACUGAGAAAAUGGAUGACGGAGUGUGUGCAUAAAUGUAAAAUGAGACAUUACAAGUAAUCUUUUUUUCCAUGCUAAUAAAAACCAACAAUAGACUAAAUAACAGCGUCCGCAUUAGUGUCGCGCAGCGUGCGACAGCGUUGUGUCAGGGUAAAUCACUGCCAGUUACACUCCUCACUCUAACUGCUU